Rotaria sp. Silwood2 is the source of this 3636-nucleotide messenger RNA. The record is from the annotation of a GenBank genome assembly. Lineage: Eukaryota; Metazoa; Rotifera; Eurotatoria; Philodinida; Philodinidae.
AUGACUCUAAAUACUACCGAGAUUGUCAAUCCGGACGGUGCAUGGCGACUAUGUGAUAUAGUAACAGGUAAUGAAAGUCAGUUUUAUCAUCGAAAAAUUGAAUCAAGACAACAAUCUAAAGCAUGGGUAGCAAAAGAAGAAAGUCCUCCAAAUGCAGUACCUUCUCGAACAUUAGUCAAUGCAAUAUAUUAUCGUGAUGAAUGUUUAAAAGAUUUAAUUAAAAUAUUACACAAGAAAAGACCAUCAUCAACAGCAAAUCACGUUAAAUUGCAUCAUGAUAAUGAAAAACCACAUAUGAAUGAUAUUGUUUUUAAUUAUCUUAAACAAGAAAAAAUCAAAGUUAUGGCUCAUCCAUCAUAUUCAUCUGACCUUGCUCCUUCAGACUUUUGGCUGUUCAAUUGGCAUGUCCACGCUGAUAGUAGCACUCAUCAAUCGGAGAUAAACAAGCUACCAAAUUUUCUUAUCAUUGUCGCUGACGACCUCGGAUGGUCUGAUCUGUCUCCAUUUGGUGGUGAAAUCAGCACACCAAACCUUCAAAUGCUCGCUGACAAUGGAAUUCGUUUUACUGACUUUCAUACAGCCUCGGCAUGUUCACCUACUCGAGCGAUGCUAAUGAGUGGCACAGAUCAUCAUAUUGCCGGUGUUGGUCAAAUGACUGAAGUAAUGCAGUUUCAGCCAGAGUUUUGGCAAGGGAAAGCUGGGUACGAAGGUUAUCUGAACAAUCGUGUUGCUGCUCUGCCAGAAAUUUUACAAGAUGCUGGCUAUUUUACCACAAUGAGUGGAAAAUGGCAUCUAGGAAUGAACCCAAGCCAAAUUCCAGCACAAAGAGGUUUCGAUGAUAGUUUUGCCUUGCUACCUGGAGCCGGAAAUCAUUAUAAUUAUGAAAUUUCUAUUCCAAUUUUUCCGCAAGUCUAUGCACGAAAUUUUACAUAUAUUGACCAGAAAACCCUGAAAGACUUUUAUUCAACCGAUUAUUUUGCUAAUGAACUCAUCGAAAGCUUGAAACGCAAUGCUAUGAAAACAAAAGCACCAUUUUUCGCUUAUCUUCCAUUCACUGCUCCUCAUUGGCCUCUUCAAGCACCUGCAGAUGUCAUUGCCAAAUAUAAAGGAGUAUAUAGCAGUGGACCAUCAGCAUUGCGUAAAGCUCGACUCGAAAACCAACAAAAACUGGGUCUUCUGCCACUCAAUAUUUCUUUACCACCUGAUGAUACGGACGAAGAAGGAUGGAAUCAACUUACACACGACGAAAAGGCGUAUAGUGCCAAAACAAUGGAAAUCUUUGCUGCCAUGGUGGAACGUUUGGAUUACGCUGUCGGACGUGUUGUGAAUUAUCUGAAAGAAAGCAAACAAUUCGAAAAUACAUUCAUCUUGUUUAUGUCAGACAAUGGAGCUUCCGGUAACACUCUGACAAAUGUUCCAAUUUCGUCACCCUCAGAACCCGGUAAAUACUUUAAUAAUAGUUAUGAAAAUAUUGGCAACAAAGAUUCACUUAUCGCGUACGAUCCACGAUGGGCUCAUGCAUCAUCUGCUCCUAGCCGCUUGUUCAAAGGCUAUAUAACCGAAGGUGGUAUUCGAUGUCCAGCUAUCAUUCACUAUCCCAAACUAAAGUCGCCUCUAAAAGUCAGUCAUGAAUUUACGACCGUUAUGGAUAUUUUGCCCACUAUCCUCGAACUUGCGAAUGUUCCUCAUCCGGGCACAACAUUUCGCAAUCGUACCGUUGUUACGCCCCGAGGAAAAUCAUGGAUACCAUACUUACGUAAACCUAAGAAGCAUAAACAUGUUCACAGCGAUCAUGAUUUCACAGGAUGGGAGCUGUUUGCUCAACGUGCUAUUCGCCGUGGAAAAUACAAAGCUAUUCUGAUGCCAAGUAAAGGGAAUACGUCUCAGUGGGAAUUAUACGAUUUAUCCCGAGAUAAAGCAGAGUUAAAUAAUUUGGCCCAUAAGGAAGAAAACGUAUUGAAGGAACUUAUUGAAGCAUGGUACGCGUAUGAAGCUGAAACGGGUGUCAUCCUUCCUGAAGAUACCUGGUCGAUUAGGUUUCCCAUCGAGAUAGCUUUACAUCGGCUUAUUGAGCAACCAGCAUUUUAUUAUGGCAGGAUUCCUAAUCUAUGUUAUUUGGCUCAUGGUUAUAUUAAUAUACAAUUAGUAUGUAUUCGAUACGAACAACAACAAUAUGUUGAAUCUGCCAAAUAUAUUCAAAAAGCAUACAACACAUAUUCAAAACUUUCAGAGGGUUUGAGUCAGCAGAUUCAUAUUGCACAAGUUGACAAUAAUUUUGCUAAAAUUAAUUGGAAAUACACUGGACAAUAUGAUCAUGCUGCAAAACACUUAUUACAAGCACUUCAAAUUGAUAGAAACAAUGUAGAAAUAUUCAUAAAUAUUGGUUUAAUACAAGCAUCCGCUGAAUUGUAUUCAUAUGCUUUAAAUUUUUUCUCAACAGCACUAUUAAUAAUUGAAGCUCUCAAUGAAACAGAUUAUCUUUCAUAUGAGCUUAUCUAUCGUGAAAUAGGGCAAAAUUUAUGUAAAAUCGAAAUAAUCUUGGCAAGCAUUAUUCCAUUACUUGCAAGUAGAGGUGUAAGCCGCCGAUAUCUUCUUGAAGAUUUAGCUAAUGAAAUUCUUUAUGAAAUAUUUGAAUAUCUUGAUGUCUAUGAUAUUUAUAAAGGAUUUUACAAUCUUAAUAAACGAUUUCAAAAUUUAACUAUUAAUUCAAAUGUAUUAACUAAAAUCAAUAUUUCAAUAAUAUCAAAAUCAAAUUUCGAAGAUUAUCAUCGAAAUAUUCUUAUACCAAAUCAAAAUCGAUUUAAUUUUCUUCGUUUAUCAAAUCCAUUUGCUGCCGAAAUUAUUUUCUCACGUACACGUUUAGUUUUGAAUUUCAUCCGUCUUGAAAAAUUAAUUCUUGAAAAUAUACAAAUCAAACAUCUUUAUAAAAUCUGUGAUAAUUUAAUACAUCUACGUAAACUUCAUUCAUUGACUAUAUCGAUUAGUGAUUAUAUUGAAUCAUUAUCUCUGAUUUUUGCUCGUAUAUUUUUGUUAUCGAAAUUAAAAUAUUGUAAAAUUGAAUAUCAAACAAAAAAUUAUGAAGAGCCAUUGCUUACCAUUUUUACUGAAUAUGAUUAUAGUCCAAUACAAUCGUUGAUAAUCAAUGGUCGUUUUCCAUUUGAUUCAUUUAGUCAUUUAUUAUGUUGUCUUCCUAAACUUCAAUAUAUAUCAAUUGAUUGUCUUAUUCAAGAUCAUUAUUAUACAGAAGAAGAAGAAGAAAAAUUAUCUUUUAUUCAAUUAAAAUAUUUGAAAUAUGUUUCUCUUCGAAUCGAUUAUGUUGAGUUUAAAAAAUUUGAAAAAAUUAUCACAGAAGUUUUUCAUUAUGUUCAAAUUUUACGUCUUAUGACAUUUUAUGAUGAAGUAUAUUUAGAUGCUAAACGAUGGCAAAAAUUAAUAGUAACAUAUAUGCCAUAUUUACGUAUCUUUGAUUUAAAUCAUGAAGGUUCUGUAAAAACAAAUAGUUUAACAUAUCAUGAUAUUAUUAAUGGAUUUAAUUCUUCGUUUUGGAUUGAAAAUAAAUGGUUUUUUACACAUCAACAUAUUCGGAAAGAUGAACCUGAUAAUGGAAUUCUUUAUUCAACUACUCCAUAUCGGUAA